AUGAAGUUCGCCAAAGAGCUCAACGAGGAAUUGGUUCCGGAAUGGCGGGCUAAAUAUCUGAAUUAUAAGCUCGGGAAGAAGAAAAUCAAGGCAAUCCAAAGAGCCCUGCAAAAAGCAAAUCGCACUCCGAUCCGACGCCAAGACACCUUUACAAACACCCCAUCUCAACGACUUCCUCCUAAUGCCUCCACCUCGGUGAAUCAGUUUCCCUUGGAUUAUAAUGGAUCACCAUCGCGUAAAGACAUUCCCGAGCAGCGUCCACUCAGGACUCCGGGUUCGCGGUUUUCGAACGUCGUAGGAAGUUAUGGCAGUAUAGUCUCCGAGCCCAACCAAUACGACUCUAAACAACUACCGAAUCUCGAGCUCCCCUCUCCUGCGAUUGGACUUGAUCGGACCGCUAAGAAGAAUAAGAAUCUGCAGAUUGGACCGCCGAUUUAUGAUUCGGGAUCGCCGCAAGCUCAACGGACACCUGGUCGCCCUCGGAGAUACGCUUCGUCACCAGCUAUUUUCAAAAAGGGGAACACUCCAUCUGGGGGAUUUAAUGCAGGCGGUAGCGAUGGAUACUCGAAAACUGCCAAUUUCCUUAAAAGGGUUUUCACGAACAGCGAUAUGGAUUCACCGGGAAAGAGUUAUCAAACCAACAUAUCGAGUGAAGUGACGAAGAAAGAGGACGACUUUUAUGAUUUUCUGGAUGCCGAGUUGGACAAGAUAGAGACAUUCUACAGGCAGAAAGAGGUGGAAGCAACCGAGCGUCUGCAGCAACUUCGACGACAACUACACAUGAUGAGAGAUCAGAGAACAACGGAGAUGAUGGAGGCAGAGCGGUCAGGAUCUACGCAAGGGACCGGCAACGGGAACUAUCUUAAUGUAUUUCCUAAGACGAAAUGGACCCAGGCCAUUACUGGGAAGCAUCAUUUCGGGAAGAAUUCUCGCGCACUAGCCAACAUGCAGACACCGAAAACCCCAAUGGGUCAGGAGCUUUCAGGCGAUUGGCGCGACUUCGUGAGAAGACCAGAAUCUGCUCAUGUGCCUUAUCGAACAGCAAAGCGGAAGCUCAAACUCGCUAUGCAGGAGUAUUAUCGUGGUUUGGAACUGCUAAAAGCAUAUGCGUAUCUUAACCGCAAGGCUUUUCGGAAGAUCAACAAGAAAUUCGACAAGGCCGUUGAUAUGCGACCUACAUUGCGCUAUAUGUCCGAGAAAGUCAAUAGAGCCUAUUUCGUGCAGAGUGAGAUCGUCGAAGGGCACAUGGUUGUGGUUGAGGACCUCUACUCUCGCUACUUCGAGAAGGGGAACCGAAAGAUUGCCGUCACCAAGCUCCGAGGAAAGCGUCGCUCCGACGACCAUUCACCAAGCACUUUCCGAAUAGGCUUGUUUCUAGCUGCUGGACUCGUUAGUGGUAUCCAGGGCUUGAUACUGGCCAUUGGUCUUUUGAAUGAUGCAAAUAGCACUGUCCAAGUGCAGACUUCCUAUCUCCUCCAGAUAUACGGGGGAUAUUUUCUGAUUGUUUUUCAUUGUAUCCUAUUCUGUUUGGAUUGUAUGUUAUGGGCUCGAGCAAAGAUCAAUUAUAGUUUCGUUUUUGAGUACGACACUCGCCACACUUUGGAUUGGCGUCAACUCGCUGAGAUACCCUCUAUUUUCUUUCUUCUUCUUGGAAUUUUCAUGUGGGUCAACUUCUCGUGGGUUGACUCCAUGUUCUUAUAUUACCCGGUUGUAUUGAUCUUCAUCACUGUCGUGAUGCUCUUUGUUCCUCUUAAAGUGUUCUAUCAUCAUAGUCGACUUUUGUGGGCCGUUUCGAACUGGCGUCUCUUGCUAGCCGGCUUAUACCCCGUCGAGUUUCGAGAUUUCUACCUGGGCGAUAUGUACUGUUCCCAGACGUACGCUAUGGGUAACAUUGAACUCUUCUUUUGCCUUUAUGCCAAUUUUUGGAAUAACCCACCGACAUGCAACUCGAGCCAUUCUCGACUGUUAGGUUUCUUCACAACGCUACCUUCAAUAUGGCGUGGACUACAAUGCCUCCGACGAUAUCGUGACACGAAGAAUGUCUUUCCUCAUCUGGUCAAUUUUGGCAAAUAUACCUGUGGCAUUCUCUACUACAUGACUCUCAGUUUGUUCCGCAUUGAUCGGGAUGCCCGAUACCAGAUCCUUUUUAUUGUCUUUGCUUUUAUCAAUGCGGUAUAUUGCUCGAUCUGGGAUAUAGCUAUGGAUUGGAGCCUGGGAAACUUCUAUGCGUCUAACAAGAUGCUACGUGAGGUCCUCGCUUUCCGCAAAGCAUGGUUCUAUUACGUCGCGAUUGUGAUUGACGUGAUUGUGCGCUUCAACUGGAUAUUCUAUGCCAUCUUCACCAACGACAUUCAACAUUCGGCUUUCCUCAGUUUCGCAGUUGCUUUUAGUGAGGUAUUUAGAAGAGGGGUUUGGUCGAUUUUCCGUGUCGAAAAUGAACACUGCACAAAUGUCAAUCUGUUUCGUGCUUUACGAGACAUUCCUUUGCCUUAUCAACUGGAGGAACAUACGCUGGAUGAGGAUUUUGCCGAUCACCCGUCACGCAUACAGACAAGAGAGUCAGAAAUGGCCAGAGAAGAGGAGGAGAUUCGCGGCGGAGAGCACCCGACUGAUCCUACACCUAUGGUCGCUAAUGACGUUGAUCUUGAGGCCGCAUCAAUCGCAGGGAAGACGCCCACGACACUGCGUGCUCGCCGUCCAACAAUAAGUCACGCCAUGUCUCGAUUCGGCAACCUGGUAGCCACGGCCCAUUCCCAUGAUUUUCAACGCAGACGCCGUAUCGAUCCUUUAUCGGGAGAAACCACAAACGCUGGGUUACAGUAUAUGGAUGAUGAUUCAACGGAUGAAGAUGAUGAUGAAGACGACAGAGGGGAUGGAUCGAGUACCAACAACGCUGCAAGAUUCUCGGAUGUUGAGCUACCUAGUCAGACAACUCAUAUUGAUAGCAGCCAGGAGAGGAGUAAUUCAUAA
This is a messenger RNA of Talaromyces amestolkiae, 2970 nucleotides long. RefSeq lists its product as uncharacterized. Lineage: Eukaryota; Fungi; Ascomycota; Eurotiomycetes; Eurotiales; Trichocomaceae. Gene Ontology annotation, molecular function: inositol hexakisphosphate binding. Gene Ontology annotation, cellular component: Golgi apparatus; plasma membrane; cytoplasm. The record is from RefSeq and is a predicted model, not a curated record. The coding region runs from base 1 to 2970 and encodes 989 amino acids. Gene Ontology annotation, biological process: cellular response to phosphate starvation; phosphate ion transport. The transcript has 7 exons.